Molecule: messenger RNA, 2059 nt
Organism: Bombus huntii
Lineage: Eukaryota; Metazoa; Arthropoda; Insecta; Hymenoptera; Apidae
Product: gastrula zinc finger protein XlCGF8.2DB-like
Exons: 4
Coding region: 79-1146 (355 amino acids)
Biological process (GO): regulation of transcription by RNA polymerase II
Cellular component (GO): nucleus
Molecular function (GO): DNA-binding transcription factor activity, RNA polymerase II-specific; RNA polymerase II transcription regulatory region sequence-specific DNA binding
Source: RefSeq, a predicted model, not a curated record
GGGAAAGACCGUAUCAAUGCGCGGAUUGUGGGAAGGGAUUCGUUUCUGCGAGUUUCCUGAAGAAACAUCGAAAGAUUCAUGAGAAAACUACGCAGCUCGAAACUUAAUUGCGAACGAGAUCGUCUAAUAAAGAGAUACGUCCACUGGGACAACGAUCACGACGUGCUUAGCAGCUGCGAAGAUUUCAGAAUCAAGAACGAGGAUAUUCUUCUCGAUCCUGGACAAAAGUUCGAGGGGAACGAGAAAGUCUGCGAGCUUUGUCAAGAAAAAUUCCACUUCGUAACCAGAUUAGUAGCUCAUCUGAGGAUCGUUCACGGUAUCCAUAGACCCUUCAAAUGUGUCACGUGUGGGAAGACAUAUCCGCAGCAGUUUAUGCUAAACGCCCAUGUGAAAAAAUCUCACACUCCUAAAACGAUCCCCUGCACUGAAUGCAGUUUCAUGGGGGUGAAUGCGACUGAUGUGGAAAGACAUACGAAACGACACCAUCGAGAAAUGAAGUUCACCUGUGAAAUCUGUAGCGAGAACUUCGUAGACAAGGAUUCCUUGAUGACACACACAACUAUGCAUAACUUUAUGCAGUUUCAACAAUGUAACGCUUGUGGUACUACGUUCAACGACGCGUACAGCCUAAAGGAGCAUAACCGUUUGUACCACUACGAUCCAACAACGUUGAUUCAAGAGAAGCUCGAAGCUGACAGUCCGCAGAACACCACGGAACACAAAUGCGACGUCUGUGGGAAGGUUUACAAGUACAAAUCGGUCUUGAAACAACACAAAGUGAAAGCUCACGGUGAUAUGCCAAAUUACGAAAGACGUCGAUAUUUAUGCGCUCUUUGCGGGAAAGAAUUAAAAACCGCAAAAGGUCUCGAAAUUCACAAUCGAUCGCACACCGGCGAAAAGCCUUAUACCUGCGAGGUGUGUGGCAAGUGUUUCGCCUGUGAAACAUUGCUCAGGACUCAUAAUGUCACACACACUGGCGAGAGAAAGUAUUCUUGCGACCAGUGUGGCAAAGCUUUCACGCAGAGAUCCACGUUGGUCGUGCAUAAACGUUAUCAUACCGGUGAACGACCGUAUGUUUGUCCUCGAUGUGGAAAAGGUUUCGUCACCAGGACUGUCCUGAACACUCACAUGAAGUCCUGUCGUUGAGGCCGACCAGACGAUUGUUCGAUAUGUGAGAAACAUGUUUGAGACAGAAUAGGGGCUUCCGGUUUUGUUGGAAAGAAUCCGGUGCUCAAGGUAAGACUGGGACUAUUUCUACAACUUUUAUAAGGCGAAAGUGUCAUUCUAAUUAUACAAGGUGGUUGGUAACUGGUGGUACAAGCGGAAAGGGGGUGAUUCUACGCGAAAAAAAAGUCGAAAAUAUAGAAUAAAAAUUUUUCGUUUGAGGCUUUGUUUUCGAGAAAAUCGACUUUGAAUUUUCGCUCGGUACGCGUGCACUUUAUCACACCUUGUUAUAACGGAUCUCACUGUAGAUUGUUGCCUAGAUAGAAAAAUUAAAAAAAAAAUUUUUUUUAAAUGUUUAUUCUAUAUUUUCGACUUCUUUUUUCGCGUAGAAUCACCCCCUUUCCGCAUCUACCACCAAUUACCAACCGCCCUGUAUAUACUGCAGAGCAAUAAGUAUUAGGACUAAUAGGUAUUGGUACUUAAUAUCUGCUGAUAUUUAUGAUGCAUUUGAAUGUUUUUCUAGUUAUCUUAUUUUAAAUUAUUUACCUCAUUUGCGUCAUUUGUGUUUCGUAAUGUAGAGCAAAGUAAGACUUUCUUUGACUUUCUCGAUGAAUGUUAUGCGUAGAUGUCCUAUUCGAGAAUUUUAGCUUUACUUAAGGCUCAUUCUUAUUCCGUAUUUACGAUAUUAAAAAGAUGGUAUUUUUUAUAGUUUAAAUGCCAGCAAUUUGAAGUUACGGUUAUUCAAGAUUGAGUCUUGGAGAUGUUCCUCAAACAGCUUACGUGAGAAAAGCCAUUGUUCAAACAUAAAAUCGAAAAUGUAUUCGUAUAUUGUUUUUAAACUCGAAAUUAUAUAUAAAUCUGCAACGAUGGUAAAAUUCUCGUAGUAUAUGUAUUA